UCUGACCCGGCGUCCCCUCCCCGACUACAAAAUCCCCGCCCCCCUCUCCUCUCCCGUCCACCAAACAAAUCCAAUCCCCUCUCCGCGAUCUCACCGAGAAAAUCCUCGACCGAUCGAAAGACAAGCGCCCCUCACGCUCCUUCAAGAUGCAGAUCUUCGUGAAGACCCUCACCGGCAAGACCAUCACCCUUGAGGUCGAGUCGUCUGACACGAUCGACAAUGUGAAGGCCAAGAUCCAGGACAAGGAGGGAAUCCCCCCGGACCAGCAGCGCCUCAUCUUUGCCGGCAAGCAGCUCGAGGAUGGCCGCACCCUGGCNGACUAUAACAUCCAGAAGGAGUCCACCCUCCACCUGGUGCUCAGGCUUCGUGGAGGCAUGCAGAUUUUCGUCAAGACGCUCACCGGCAAGACCAUCACCCUGGAGGUGGAGUCCUCGGACACCAUUGACAAUGUGAAGGCGAAGAUCCAGGACAAGGAGGGCAUUCCCCCGGACCAGCAGCGUCUGAUCUUUGCCGGCAAGCAGCUUGAGGAUGGCCGCACCCUGGCAGACUACAACAUCCAGAAGGAGUCUACCCUUCACCUGGUGCUCCGCCUGCGUGGUGGCCAGUAAGUGCCUGCUCAUGGCGCUGCUUCUGUCUCGUCGGUGUACUCAAUGGUGUUUUCAGUUUCUGUUUUGGUCGUCUUUCUAUCUCUGUUAUGUUUGGUUGUGCUUACAUACUUAAUGAUGUGAGUGGCUUUGGAGGUUGGAUGAUUAAUAAGUGAACCCUUAAUAUCGUGUGUAAUUGUGUUGUUCCUGCCAUACUUGUGUUGCUAUUUGUCGGCAGAUUCUUGCAUUGAACUGGUCAUGAAGUAUUGAGGAAAUUCU
This is a messenger RNA of Triticum dicoccoides, 863 nucleotides long. Its product is annotated as polyubiquitin-like. The transcript is spliced from 3 exons. The coding region runs from base 147 to 608 and encodes 153 amino acids. Lineage: Eukaryota; Viridiplantae; Streptophyta; Magnoliopsida; Poales; Poaceae. The record is from RefSeq and is a predicted model, not a curated record. Gene Ontology annotation, molecular function: protein binding.